Molecule: messenger RNA, 3285 nt
Organism: Cyphellophora europaea CBS 101466
Lineage: Eukaryota; Fungi; Ascomycota; Eurotiomycetes; Chaetothyriales; Cyphellophoraceae
Exons: 1
Coding region: 1-3285 (1094 amino acids)
Biological process (GO): interstrand cross-link repair; replication fork reversal; double-strand break repair via synthesis-dependent strand annealing
Molecular function (GO): 3'-5' DNA helicase activity; four-way junction helicase activity; four-way junction DNA binding
Source: RefSeq, a predicted model, not a curated record
AUGGACUUCCUUGAUGAUGAAGCCGGUGCGAGUGGCAACGAAGAUGUCCUCGUGCCAAGCUCGCAGACCGAGGACAACAUUCGCCCAAGGAAACGCCGCCGAUAUAACACCAGCAAUGAUGACGAUUUAGAUGAUGAGUAUGAUCUUCCUUCGCAUGACUGCAGCCAAGAUGAGUACGACGACCCGGACGAGGUUAUUCAGAAAUCCCGGUAUGACGAGGUGACCCACGUACCGCUCCAUGCAGAGACACAGAAGGACACUUUUGUCACUCAAUUGACCCAGCCAUGGUCAAGUCCUACCCGUAUUCGGGGGCCUCGGUGGAAGAAGCACAGUGAACCGCCAUCCCCGCAGCCGAAUGGAGUCUGUGAGGAGCGUUCAUGUGCAGCUCAACUCCCACCGAUCGCAAACGGCACCAUUUCUGACCCUCGGGCUCGCCAUGAUUUCGAAGGUGUGCCAGCUGACGACGACUUUGGAGGCGACGAUCCUGACCUUUUGGAAGCUUUGAUUUCUACUGAGCUUAUGCGGCAAGACCCGUCUGAAUCGGCUUCCCUUGGCCCCGCGUCUAGAAUCAACGUACCACAGUCAACUCAGAGCUUUCGUCAGACUACACUCUUUGGGGCACACACAACACAGAGACAAAUGACCACAGCGCAGUCAAAUCGUGCUCACAAUUGGCCUCUAGCCAAUAGGAACGAGAAACCCACUCAUCACAAGAUCAGCACCAACGCAAUGAAAACAUGGGUAUACCCUACCAACUUGGGAACGAUCCGAGACUAUCAGUACAACAUUGUACACAAAGGCCUUUUUCACAACAUGUUAGUCGCACUUCCUACUGGUCUCGGCAAGACCUUCAUUGCUGCAACGAUCAUGCUCAACUGGUAUCGAUGGACAGAAGACGCUCAAAUCGUUUUCGUCGCGCCGACCAAGCCACUGGUCGCCCAACAGAUUGAGGCAUGCUUUCACAUUGUUGGUAUACCGCGCUCUCAGACCACCCUUCUAACCGGCGAGAUCUCGCCUGCGAUCCGCGCCGAAGAGUGGCAAGAAAAGCGAGUCUUCUUCAUGACUCCACAGACAUUGAUGAACGAUUUGAAGACUGGCCUAGCUGAUCCAAAGAAGAUUGUCCUUUUGGUCGUUGAUGAAGCCCAUAAAGCCACGGGAAACUACGCCUAUGUCGAGGUCGUUCGUUUCCUCCGGCGCUUCACCGAGAGCUUCAGAGUCCUUGCACUUACCGCCACGCCAGGCUCAAGUGUGGAGUCUGUCCAAAAAGUUAUCGACGGCCUCAAUAUCUCCAGGAUUGAGAUCAGAACCGAGGAUUCUAUGGACAUCCGCCAAUUCGUGCACUCUCGGGAUGAGAACCUCGAGCUAUUCGACUACUCAUACGAAAUUCAGGAGACCCUCGACCUAUUCCGCAAGGCAGCACAGCCUCUUCAGAACAAGCUGUGUAGUCAGAAUGCGUACUGGAACAAGGACCCCGUGGAGAACACACUGUUUGGUUUGAAGAAGGCCCAGGAUGAGUGGAAUCGUUCGGAGGCUAAUCGGAAGCUCGACUACAAGUUCAAAGUACCUGUCUUUCAAUCAUUCAAAGCCCUCAUGUCACUGGCUCAUAGUGUCGACCUCCUCAAGUAUCAUGGCAUUGGGCCAUUCUACCACAAGAUGAAUAUCUUUGCUGAUGAAGCUUACGGCGGUGGCAAGUAUCAUCGUCAAGUUACGGAAAGCAGCCCGUUCAAAGAGAUGAUGAACCGAUUGAAGACAUGGAUUAACUUGCCAGAUUUUGUGGGCCAUCCAAAGUUAACCUAUCUGAAGGAGGUCACGCUGAACCACUUCAUGGAUGCUGGAGAUGGCCAGGGCGCCGCCGCUGGAAGGCCCCCUUCCGAGACUCGCAUCAUGGUCUUCGCGCACUUCCGCGACAGCGCAGAGGAAAUCGUCCGCGUGCUUAAACAGCAUGAGCCUAUGGUACGACCCCACAUAUUCGUAGGGCAAUCCAGCACCAAAGGUUCGGAAGGCAUGGACCAGAGAUUGCAACAGAAGAUCAUCACACAAUUCAAAGCAGGCACAUACAACGUCCUCGUAGCCACCUCUAUUGGCGAAGAAGGUCUCGACAUUGGUGAGGUCGAUCUUAUCGUCUGCUACGAUGCGUCCAAGUCCCCCAUUCGCAUGCUGCAGCGUAUGGGGCGAACAGGACGAAAGCGAGCUGGCAAUGUUCACGUCCUUCUCAUGAGAGGCAAAGAACAGAACGAUUUUGCAAAAGCGAAGGACAACUACCGCAGGAUGCAGGAGCUCAUCGAGUGUGGUAAAGAGUUCAACUUCCACGAUGACGAGUCGCCUCGGAUUGUGCCUAAGGAUAUUCAGCCUGUAGUCGACAAGCGUAUGGUCGAGAUCCCGGUUGAGAAUACCCAAGAUGUCUCCAUUGAACCAAGGAAGAGGAAGCCUAAGAAUGCGAAGAGGCCACCCAAGCGGUUCAACAUGCCUGACGGCGUCGAGACUGGCUUUCAAUUCCUCGGAGAUGGCAGGAGAUCCAAGUCUAAGAAAGCACCUCCCGAGGCUGAGCUCGACACGCUCGAUGCCGCCCCACAAGCACUCGGGGAGCUGUUGCUGACAUACGAGGAGGAGAUCGAGCGGCAGACUCGCUACGGUGAGGUGGCUGGGACUGAGCCCCAGUUCAUCACAGUCCCAAAAUUCGAUGCGUACCCCAGCUCUUUCAAACGCUUGACAAAGACAGGAACAAUCGGCCAUUCGAAAGCAACGGAGACCGUGGCAAAGGUGUUCAAGAACAUGAAAAAGCGUGCCAAAGUCUGGAAGCGCCCGACCAGGAACGAAGUCAUGCACGACUACGAUGUACAGGUUUCUGACGAUCAGCCUCCGCCUGAACGCCGAACCAACAGCAACAAGCCACCAGCUCUGAAGCAGAAGCGGAAGUCUUCAAAAAUCCUCACACGGUCCUCGCGCUCGCCAACGCCCGUCGAUGACGAUCUCGCUGAUAUGCACAGCUUCAUCAACGACGAGCCGCUCGACGAGGAGUUGGCUCCGUCGACAGAGGCUACGUCGCCGGACUCGCUUCUGGGCAGCCGGGAACUCGGCCGCAAAGGCCAUCGUUCGCCGUCAACAGAAGAGCCGCCCGCGAGCUCGCAGGGACAACAACAGUCCAGUGAAGUUGAUCUCGAUGAAGAAUUGCCGGAUCUUGAGGAUAUUGUUUUCCCAUCUACCGCGAAGAAGACGGCGGAGGUGCGGCCUAAGGGGAGGGCUACUAGGAGGGUGGUCGAUAGUGACGAUGACGACGAUCAGUAA